AUUAAAUAAAAAAAUAAGGCCUCUCUCUCUCUCUCUCUCUGCACUCUCUCGUCUUGUACUAGUCUAGAUAUCUCCCUCUCUCUCCCUCCAGUCAAUCACAAAAACACAGUCCGAUCUUAUAGCCAAAAUGAACGACACCGAUGUCUCUAAGCAGAUCCAGCAGAUGGUCAGAUUCAUCCGCCAAGAAGCCGAGGAAAAAGCCAACGAGAUCUCCGUCUCCGCCGAGGAAGAAUUCAAUAUAGAGAAGUUGCAAUUGGUGGAGGCAGAGAAGAAAAAGAUCAGGCAAGAGUACGAGCGCAAAGAGAAGCAAGUCGAUGUUCGAAAGAAGAUUGAGUACUCGAUGCAGCUUAAUGCGUCUCGGAUCAAAGUUCUUCAAGCACAAGACGACGUCGUUAAUGCUAUGAAAGACGCCGCCGCCAAGGAGCUUUUGAAUGUGAGCAGCGAUCACCAUGUGUAUAAGAGGCUUCUUAAAGAUCUAAUUGUUCAGAGUUUGUUAAGAUUGAAAGAGCCUUCUGUCUUACUGCGUUGUCGGGAAGAUGAUCUUCAUUUGGUGCAGUCUGUGCUGGAUUCAGCAGCAGAGGAGUAUUCUGAGAAAGCAAGUGUUCAUGCACCUGAGAUUAUAGUCGACAACAAUGUCUAUCUUCCACCCGCUCCCGGCCAUCAUAAUGCCCAUGCUCUUUCCUGCUCUGGAGGUGUAGUUUUGGCUUCUAAAGAUGGGAAGAUUGUCUUUGAGAACACCCUUGAUGCACGGUUGGAUGUUUUAUUCCGUAAAAAACUGCCAGAGAUCCGCAAGUGGCUAUGUGGUCAGGUUGCUGCAUGAUGGGGAGGGUUGUGUUGUUAUUGUAUUGCUUUGUUGCCCCUAGAUUAUUUAUGUCCAAAGAUUGUUAUUUGACGAUAAGAUAAGAUCUGUUGUCCAAUUACUUUUGUUUGUUUAUCUCCAGUUUCUUGUUGCUGAAUAAUUUUAUCCGCUAAAAUUAGUGUAGAUGUUCUUCAGUUUGGUGCUCAUGUCGUUUGGGGCAUGAAAAAGUACUUAUUCUUAGUAAUAACGUUAAUAAAUGUUACCGGCUUGAGUAUUUCUCUUA
This is a messenger RNA of Quercus robur (English oak), 1082 nucleotides long. Its product is annotated as V-type proton ATPase subunit E-like. The transcript has 6 exons. The record is from RefSeq and is a predicted model, not a curated record. Gene Ontology annotation, molecular function: proton-transporting ATPase activity, rotational mechanism. Gene Ontology annotation, cellular component: proton-transporting two-sector ATPase complex, catalytic domain. Lineage: Eukaryota; Viridiplantae; Streptophyta; Magnoliopsida; Fagales; Fagaceae. Gene Ontology annotation, biological process: proton transmembrane transport. Bases 128 to 820 code for a protein of 230 amino acids.